GUUGUGCCGCCCUGCACUCAAAACUGGCGCGUCGCAGCCCGACAAACGGCAGCCACAACACACAAAGCAGCUGCCAAUCGCGGCUGCCCCGUAUACAUAACAAGAGGCAUAACGAUGAACGCCCACCUCCCCGCCCAUCUGGACUCCAUGAAGGCGCCGCCGCAACGCGACGCCGUCCACGCCGCAUUUUUAAGAGCGUCGCAGGACGGCAAGGCCCUCACGGCGGAGUCGGAGUGGCGGCGCUUUCUGGGGGAGCUCACUUCAUUGAAAGUGUGCUCGUCGAGCAAGGAGCGCCGCGUCCUGGAAGAGGCGUGGGCUACUUGUGAAACCCCUACAGCGAAGAGAAUGACCUGGACCGACUUCCGGAACCACGUCGUGGCGCAGUUCCUGGAUGCGGACGACCAGUCGGAGCAGGCGCGCGACGCUGUCAGACGUGUGAGAGCCGCGGCCAAGCAGCUGCAAGCGCUGUCCCUGGUCGACGAUGCGCCUCUCAAAAGGUGUCGUGAAUUACUUGAGAGAUGUAGAGACGCCGACGAGGCCCUGGAGGCCGGCGAAGCUUUGGUCGAAGCGUCGCUCAAAGCAAACGCCAAGGAACUCGAAGCGUGGACAGCAAAGGCCAUGACGACGAACGACGACUCGGACGACGAUGAAGAGUUAAUAAGACCGGCGAACCCCGUGCAGUGGCAGCUCACGAACUCUCUACAGGUCGAGAAGGCGGCGGGAAAGAAUCGAGUCACGUCAAGGGACCAGAUCAAGUUUCCGCGCGGCGGUGGUCGGGUCGAGGAUCUGUGGGGGUUGAGCGGUGGCUACGACGGGAGUUGCGUGGAAGUUCGGAGGGCUCGGGUUCUCUGCGCGGACGGGGAACAAAGGGACGCGUACGUGGUGGCCAUGGUGCCUCCUAGGAGAGGUGCUCGCGUCGAUCCAAGGACGGCGGCGGAAGCUCGAAAAGCCUGCUGGCGCACGUACGCCGCGCAUCGAGAACUAUCAACUUCAAACGGUCUGUGCAAGGCCUACGGCUGGUUGGAAGAACAACCCGUACCGCAGGGUCAACGGCGUAUGAAUAAUGAUGACGAGGACGCGCCGCCUGGAAAUGGCCCGUGGUUCGUCUACGAGCGACCGAAGGGCUGUGCGUCGAUCGUGAGCAUGUUGGCCAAGGUCGAGGCGCGGAAACGACGACCGCCACCGCUGUCCGCGGCGUCGCCGCUCGUGCGGCAUUGGUUACGGGAGGCCCUGAGCGCCCUGGCCGACAUCGAUCGGUGCGCGACGUAUUCACUCAGGGAACCGUUCCCGGGCGCGAAGCCCCUCGAGGCGAAGAAUUUCUACGUGGGCGACCACGGCGCUUGUUUAAAGAUGGGCUCGAUCCCUUGGUCGGAAUCAUGGGACGCGCCGCUGAAGGUUUCCACUGUUGAAAAUCGGUCGAGGAUGUUGGUAUCGGCCUUCGGGGAAGUAGCUUCAGCGAUACUAGGGACGUUGUGCGAGGAUCGAAGAACGGCUGAUACAUUUAAAAAGAUGGGUGGCGCGGACAAGCCGCCGAAAAAAGUGUAUGUGGAGGACGACGCCGUGGCCGGCGUCUACGCCUCGCCCGGCGAAAGAUUCGACAUCCUCCUGGAUCCGCCGAAACGGGGCGUAGCGCAUCGAUGGCGCGCCCCUGACCUAGGAAGUAUGCACGCGGAAGAAGUUCUAGAUUUCUGCGACGACUUGGAGCCCGGGACCGCGAUGCCCAUGGACGGUCCAAGUGGUAGAGUGCGCAUCAAGUGUACCGCUUUAAGGCCGGGGGCCUGCGUUUUGCAGUUGGUCGCUCUGUCGCCGGGCGACGGCCAUCGGAGUGAUAGCCUGACCGUACCGAUCUUCGUCGCGGAGGAAGGCCUACCUCCGGACCUGUCCUCGAUCCUAGCGAGAUGUAGAGACGGCGCGCGGCCCGUGCCCGGGUCCAAAGCGACGACGCCGCGCGCGUUACUCGCGCACCCGUUCUUCCUGCCUUUGGAUGCCGAGGAGCUCGCGGCCGCGAUGGACUCGUACUCGCGGUUGUUUCUGAGUGGUGGGGAUGAAGAAUACGAUGAGACGCUCCCGUACCCGGAGAAGCCCGGCCGUAGGAGUGGACGGCGCCUGGACGACGCCGAGGAGUAAAAAUAUAAUUACAUAU
Molecule: messenger RNA, 2143 nt
Organism: Pelagomonas calceolata
Lineage: Eukaryota; Pelagophyceae; Pelagomonadales; Pelagomonadaceae
Source: the annotation of a GenBank genome assembly